Molecule: messenger RNA, 504 nt
Organism: Mollisia scopiformis
Lineage: Eukaryota; Fungi; Ascomycota; Leotiomycetes; Helotiales; Mollisiaceae
Product: ankyrin
Exons: 1
Molecular function (GO): protein binding
Source: RefSeq, a predicted model, not a curated record
ACACCCCUUUCCUACGCAGCUGCAAGCGGUCACUCAGACAUUGUUGCAGCCUUGCUGAAUAAUGAUCAAGUUGACGUUGACUCGAAGGAUAAGGCUUUGUACACUCCUUUGUGCUAUGCAUCUGAGAAUGGACAUGCAGGUGUAGUAAAGCAAUUGUUGGAUACUGGCAAAGUCAGUCUAGAAUCCAAAACUUAUAAUGAUUGGCGCAACAAGGGAGGUAUGACACCUCUUUUACUCGCUUCGAGGGGAGGUCACGAUCCAGUAGUUAAGCAGCUGCUUGACACUCGUAAAGUGGAUGUUGAUGGGAGAAAUGCGCUUGAGCAGACGUCACUGUCCCUUGCUGCGCAACAUGGACACCAUGGCGUGGUGGAGAUCUUACUCGCAACGAAUAAAGUUGAGAUCGACUCAAAAGAUAUACUAGGAAGAACGCCAUUCUGCUAUGCUGUUCUCUAUCGGCAUGAAGCCGUGAUUUACCAACUCCUUGACACUGGACAGGUGGAUAUU